UUUUGUUCAAACAUAAUUUGGACAAAGUUUACAAGUGUCCACAAAACAAUUCAUUAAGAUAUUAACGUGAUUUGCACACAUUUUUUUCCUAGAUUAACAAAGCACAAACAAGUGUCAUUUGAGCGCUAACCAAAACCAGAAUCUGUUUUGAGGUAGAUGUGAGCAACUCCAAUACAAAAUUAAAUAAAAUUUCAAGAGUAUAUCUGAAACUAUAGUGACAAUACUGAUAUGGACUUAACGUCAAUAUUAUCGAUAUUUUGGAUCGGUUAGCCCACGUCUACUGGAUGGAAUUUGACAAAAGGGACAUCAUGUGAGUGGAAACACUGUAAACAGCCAUAACCCGAUUACUAAAAGGAACAGAAACACACUAACGUAAAGUCUCUGUGUGUGUGUGUGUGUGUGUGUGUGUGUCUUUGCUGCUCACUUCCCCUAGCUGGAUUCACCCCUCUUUCAUUUGCUGUGAAAACAUCCAUCAUCCCCUCCUAAACUUCACAUGACAUCAGAGGAAGAGGAGGGGGAGGGCCGAAUCGGCUGCAAGGAAAACCUCUCCAUCAGCCUCCCUUCUUUUCUGUACAUGGACCACCCUCCGCCGCUCCGUACCAGUGGGCUGCGGCUGCCGUGGGCCCUCAGUUUCUGUGGGAGCUGGAGGCAAACGGAGCAGCGAGGGGCGAGGAGGCACAGAAUGAACCUGGUGGAGGUGCGCUACUGAGACACACCGCUGACUGAACUCACUGACACAGAUCUUCUGGUUGUUUGGCUGUAAGCAAGAGGAGCAACCAUGGGACUUGAGAUGUGGAGCCUUUCCCUCCUGUUGGGUUUGUCUCUCUGGACCAAUGGUCAAGCCCUGGCGAGGAACCCCAUUCUGUCCAGGAUACGAAGAGCUCCAGGGGCUGCCGAAGAAAACAAGAAGUGCUCCUACACCUUCCUGGUCCCGGAGCAAAAGAUUACGGGCCCCAUCUGCGCCACCCGGGGCUACGCCACCGACAAAGACCGAGUGACGCGCCUGGACGUCGCGGCGGUGCGCGACCUUCUGUCCAAACAGCGUCGAGAGAUGGAGACUCUGAAGCUCGUGGUGGAUGUGGACGGCAACAUGGUGAAUGAGAUGAAGCUACUGAGGAAGGAGAGCAGAAACAUGAACUCCAGAGUGACUCAGCUGUACAUGCAGCUGCUGCAUGAGAUCAUAAGGAAGAGGGAUAACUCACUGGAGCUGGCCCAGCUGGAGACGCGCAUCCUUAACGCCACCUCUGAGUCGCUGCGGUUGACGUCCCGGUACAAGGAGCUGGAGGCCAAAUACGCAGUGCUGUCUGCAAUCGUGAACAAUCAGUCGGCGCUGAUCGGAACGCUAGAGGAGCACUGCAUGCAGAUGCACAGUCGGCGCCAUGAGCAGCCGCCCAUAGGACCCCCGCUGGUGCAGGUGGUACCUGAGAACAUUCCGGUCAGCGUGCCACGGUUCACCAAUGAGAUCCAGAGUCGAAACACCAGAGGGUUUGGCCCGGAAAGGGGCUCUCGCUCUGGGUCAACCCCCACGACCAGUACACUGGAGGUCCCGAAAUCUGAGAGAAACUUCAGCACAGAGGGUCCAUUCAGAGACUGCCAAGAGGCGCAGGAGGCCGGCCACAGCACCAGCGGCAUGUAUCUGAUCAAACCAGAUGAGGCGGAGAGGCCGGUGCAAGCCUGGUGUGAACAGGAUAUAGACAACGGAGGUUGGACGGUCAUCCAGUGUCGGAGAGAUGGAUCAGUGAACUUCUUCAGGAACUGGGAUAGCUACAAGAGCGGCUUUGGCAACAUAGACGGGGAGUACUGGCUCGGCCUGGAGGCUAUCUACAAGCUGGGGAGGCAGGGAGACUACAAGCUCCUGGUGGAGAUGGAGGACUGGAUGGACAAGAAGGUGUACGCGCAGUACAACAGCUUCCACCUGGAGCCCGAGAGCGAGGGCUACCGCCUGCGGCUGGGCACCUACCAGGGCAACGCGGGGGACUCCCUCAGCAGCCACAACGGCAAACAGUUCACCACUCUGGAUCGAGACAAGGACGCCUUCUCAGGUAACUGUGCCCAUUUCCAUAAAGGAGGCUGGUGGUACAACGCCUGUGGCCAAGCCAACCUCAAUGGUGUCUGGUACACCGGAGGAGUGUACCGCAGCAAAUUCCAGGACGGCAUCUUCUGGGCCGACUACGGCGGAGGUUUCUACUCCAUGAAGUCUGUCCGCAUGCUGAUCCGGCCCAUAGACUGAGGCUGCUGGGCCGUCGCAUUCAAGACUCACUGUUUAAGUUGCUGCGCUAUACGGUACAUCUGCAGCAAGAGGUCGAUCGCGGACGGACAAACUCAGCCAACGGAAAGAGGCCGAGCAUCGGUUUGCGGGAACAGAAGCAAAACUCUGCACAUAUGGGGGAUUUAGGAGACACAAAUCUGUAUCACACAUAACUUUGUAAAGCAACAAUAAGUCACAAUUUCUUGAACUUUUUAUCAUUAUGUGUGAUGCCACAACCACAAACUUUGACAUGUUUGUUUUCAUAAACCAAAGUAGUCCAUUGAAUAGAUGUAAUGUGGGAAAACAAUACAUGGUUUUCCCAUUAUUUACAAAUUAAAAACUGAAAAAUGUAGCAACCAUGUGUUUUGAGCUCCGUUUCCUCUGACAUCUACACGUAAAAUUCAAAUGUGGAAUAUUUUUUGACCCGUGCCAAACAUCAGCUGCGGCAGAAACCAAUGCAAAUUUUAUUGAUGCGUUGUCCAUCUUCUGGUAGAACAUCACUAAAUUGGUAGCCAGAGGUGCAAUGGGAUGUGAUAGGAUGUCCCAGUCAAAGUCCAGACCAAUUAGGAAAACACAAAAAUUGUACUUUAAAGCACAUUGUCCUUGUCCAGUGAUUAUUGGGUGAGAGGCUUGGUACACCCGAGACAGGAUGCCAAUUUAUUUAAUAAGUUACAGGGAAUUGGCCCAUCAGUCAUAUUUCUGGACUAUAGGAGGAAGCAUCUGGUCUCUGGGACAAUCCACACAGGCAGAACUCUGUGCAGAAAAACUGGGAUUUGAACCCAAGUCUUUCUAUCAACAAGGCAACAGCCGCAUUGACUGUAAAAUCGCUCAAAUUGUAGUUCUGAAAAUCCACACGAUAAUUUCGAAAAGAACCGAGAUUUCCGUUAAAAACCUUUUUUUUUUUUUUGCGCUAGGAUGAGGUGGUUUUUCAGCCGUAUCGAAAUAAGUGUAUACAAAACCCAAAAACAAUGAUCAGCAACCGGAUGUCGCUACUGGCGGAAAAUGGUAAGAAGUGGUUGGAGGAUGAUGGUGCAGUAUGUUUCGUAAUGACGUGUCUCGUGAAAUGUUUACGGGAUACGUCACUACGUAUCCCGUAAACACGGGAUGAAAUACAACUGCGGUAUUUCAUGAAAACACCACAGUUGCAAAAUUGUGUCUUUUCUUGACAUCAGAGGAAUAUUGUAAUGGAAACGCAGCUGAUGCUACCCACUGCACCACCAUCUACGUUGACUGAGUUGGAGCUACUUUGUAAAAAAGAAUUGAUAGAUAUUUAUUGGUUUAAAAAAACAACAACAUGGAAACCAUGUAAAAUACAUAGUUUGUGGUUGUUGCUUGACAAAAUGAGAAAAAGUUGAAAGAGCAUGAAUAACCCUCCAAGGCCCUGCAUGUUAAAAGGUGAAAGAUAUUUCAGAGAGUAUUCAAGUCUGUAACUUUACUGGUACUAAUGUCACAUGAUCCGAAUGCAACUUCACCUACCUCGCCAAGAUAAACAUCUGGUGCUAACAAGAGUUUCCGCUUUUACUUAGCUUUAGGUACGACAAGCUGGAAAAUACACUGUGUUGAAACCUGCACAGAUAAACUACACACACUUUUCCACAUUUUAAUUUCACAAUGCUUUUAAUUGAGAUUCCUACCCUUAAAACACCCUUUCUGCUGCAUGCUAAAACACUUUGUCUGAGUGCAGACGACCAGAACGUGUAAUUUAUGCUUACAAUUAAGUUAUCAUAACAGUGAAAAGGGCCAGGUGUCCUUUGAGAGCAGGAAACGAUCUCGUAGAAAAACAGGAGCCGUUUCCUCCUGCUGUAAAUAGGACAAUCAUUCUCAAACUGUGCGCGCUUAUAUGGAAAUUGUUCUUGUGUGUUUUUCUCACUCGGACUUUGAUUAAAGUUCGGUAUGUCUCUGGGAAAGGCAAGCAUUGUUGAGAGGGGAGUAAGGGGGGGUGGACUUAAGUCUUGCUUUUCGUGGUUUUGGAGAUGGAAAAAUAUGCCUACCAGGCAAAUUGAGAGUUUUAAGCGCUGGGACAGACAACGAGAAACACAUUUCUGGGGGAAAAAAAAACAAAAAACAGACUGGAUGGAGGGAGGAAGAGGUGAGGAAGGGAGAUGGAUGGGAAUGGAAUCAGUCCAAAUUUCCGUGUUUGUUUGUUUUUUUCUUCUUCUUCACAGUAGCCUACAUACCUCCCUUCAAUCCUGCCUUUUAAUACAUUCUUUCCACUCAGUGGAGGAUCUCUUUGUCUUUUGGUGAAGAGAUCUUGCAUGGAUUAAGUCAUGGGUCCCUGUGCAGCGAUCAGUUGGAAACCUUUCAGGGGGGAAUCAAACCAGCAGACGGAAAAGAUAGAAGGUUGAGUCCAUGUUGAACAGCAGAACUGCAUAAAACACGUUAAAGGCAAGCAGAUCUGCAAAUAGACCUAAGACCACAAAAGAUCUCACACCCAGCGAUGUAAGCCUCUUAACAAAGCAACAAAACGCUCUAUAAGAACUCUAGUCAGAUUCAUUUGGUCACCCAAGAAUGUUUAUGGAAAAACGCAAGCACUAUUAGAAGCUGCAUCAUUUUCCUAAAACUGAAGCACAAUAAAAGCUGAGAGCGGUGACUCACUCUCCGCUGGAAAACAACUUUGUACAAGAAACAGACAUGAAAUACAAUCACGCCUGGUUGGCCUCUGCUCUCAGCACACGGCAUGUUUUCAGUUCGCACAUACACAUAAUGUUCCCCUCCAUG
Gambusia affinis (western mosquitofish) is the source of this 4966-nucleotide messenger RNA. RefSeq names its product angiopoietin-like 1b (gene angptl1b). The record is from RefSeq and is a predicted model, not a curated record. The transcript has 5 exons. Gene Ontology annotation, biological process: cell surface receptor protein tyrosine kinase signaling pathway. NCBI's taxonomy places the organism in Eukaryota, Metazoa, Chordata, Actinopteri, Cyprinodontiformes, Poeciliidae. Bases 779 to 2230 code for a protein of 483 amino acids.